AUGCUCAACGCUGUGAGCCCCACUGCACCUACUCGGGAAACGGCGACAACGGAGGUGCCCCCUGCUCCUGUCCUGGACCCUGCUGCCGUGGUAGAACCUGCUCCUAUCAUAGACCCUCCUCCUGUCGUGAACCCUGCUGCCGUAAUAGAACCUGCUCCUGUUAUAGAACCUGCUCCGGUCAUGGACCCUACUCCUGACGUCGCCCCUGACCCAGUCAACCCAGCCAGUGGCCCUGAGGAAGCUGCCCCAGCCGCUAGAGAAGCACAACAACAAUUGCCUGUACAACCUCCUCUAACCCAAAACCUUCUUUCUCCCCCUGAUUCCCCCACAGGGGCUGUGUCAUUAGACGGAGCUGUAACCCGCAGCGGCCGAGUGGAUGUCUCUAAGGGGGCGCGAUUAGAAUCCCAGGACACGAUUCCCCCGGGAAGCGCCCUCAACACUCUGCCAGUUUGUCACGAGUCAACCUCCCUGGAUGCACCUAGCGAGCGAGCCUUCAGCUUAGCGGCCGCUCGCACAGGCCUGAGUUGGCAGUUAGCCAUAUCUAAACUCGUGUACAAGGAGCAGCGUCACAUCUCUGACGCUGUUCCAUCAUAUCUCAGGAGAUCUGUGUCUUCCAUUUUCUAUGUCACAUUAUCGGAGAAACUCAAGUAUAAUUAA
Molecule: messenger RNA, 657 nt
Organism: Homarus americanus (American lobster)
Lineage: Eukaryota; Metazoa; Arthropoda; Malacostraca; Decapoda; Nephropidae
Product: cyclin-dependent kinase inhibitor 1C-like
Exons: 5
Coding region: 1-657 (218 amino acids)
Source: RefSeq, a predicted model, not a curated record